Callorhinchus milii (elephant shark) is the source of this 882-nucleotide messenger RNA. RefSeq names its product probable carboxypeptidase X1. Gene Ontology annotation, biological process: proteolysis. Gene Ontology annotation, molecular function: metallocarboxypeptidase activity; zinc ion binding. NCBI's taxonomy places the organism in Eukaryota, Metazoa, Chordata, Chondrichthyes, Chimaeriformes, Callorhinchidae. The record is from RefSeq and is a predicted model, not a curated record.
AUCCAUACAAUUUCUAUUACUGGGAGCCUGAAGUGAAAUCCACGGAUCAGCUAGAUUUCAAACACCACAAUUACAAGGAAAUGCGACGGAUGAUGAAGAUGGUGGCUGCUCGCUGCCCAAACAUCACACGUUUGUACAGUAUCGGCCGAAGUUUCCAGGGCCGCAAAUUGCACGUGAUGGAGAUGUCAGACCGGCCGGGGGAACACGAGCUUGGGGAGCCGGAGUUCCGCUAUGUGGCUGGGAUGCACGGGAACGAGGUGUUGGGGCGGGAGCUGCUGUUACAGUUGAUGCAGUUCCUUUGUGAGGAAUACCUGAGGGGCUCGGCCCGUAUCGUCCGCCUCCUCCACUCCACCCGCAUCCAUCUCCUGCCCGGCCUCAACCCCGACGGCUAUGAGCAGGCCGCCAAGCUGGGUUCUGAGCUCUCUGGGUGGGUGACUGGACGAUGGACGUUCGAAGGCUAUGAUAUGAACCAUAACUUUGCCGACCUGAACUCCAUCCUGUGGGAAGAGGAAGAGCGCUGGCCCGAUCCCAGCCGUGUCCUCAACCACUACAUCCCCAUCCCUGCUUACUACACCUCGCCCAACGCCUCCGUUGCUGUUGAGACACGAGCGAUGGUGAGAUGGAUGAAGCGAUUGCCGUUUGUGUUGGGGGCGAGCCUGCACGGGGGGGAGCUUGUGGUCACGUACCCAUUUGACAUGACGCGGUGGGGGGCUCUGCGGGCUCUCACACCCACCGCAGACGAUGACUUCUUCCGCUGGCUGGCGCUGGUGUUCGCCUCCAGCAACCUGGCCAUGGUGAGGCCUCGCCGGCCCUGCCACACAGAAGACUUCAGCUACCUCGGCAACGUCAUUAAUGGUGCCGACUGGCACACUGUGCCUGGGA